AUGGUAAAAAAUGGCGCAUGGCUGGCUGGCCUAUCCGGCUUGUACCACGUUUCUGUACUAGGAAACAAUCUGCUCCCCCUCGAGGGGCAUUGCAUUGGCCCGGGGCUGGUGGUGGUGCAUGCAUCGGUGCAUCUCAUGUGUGGAACUUGUCGUGACGGUGCCGGCUGUCUUGUUUCUGAUUGUGCGGUGAGUGUGCCCGAUCGUGAUGGGCCCCAAGGUCAUUCGAUCCUCCUUCGGCCAAAGCUGACGUGCGCAGCGUAUAAAGCCCCCAUGCGCUGCCCUCCCUCUCUCGAAGCAGCAAAACAUCAGCAAGCCUAG
Molecule: messenger RNA, 318 nt
Organism: Bipolaris victoriae FI3
Lineage: Eukaryota; Fungi; Ascomycota; Dothideomycetes; Pleosporales; Pleosporaceae
Exons: 1
Coding region: 1-318 (105 amino acids)
Source: RefSeq, a predicted model, not a curated record